This is a messenger RNA of Danio aesculapii, 1466 nucleotides long. Its product is annotated as CD209 antigen-like protein B. The record is from RefSeq and is a predicted model, not a curated record. Gene Ontology annotation, molecular function: signaling receptor activity. The coding region runs from base 87 to 932 and encodes 281 amino acids. The transcript is spliced from 7 exons. NCBI's taxonomy places the organism in Eukaryota, Metazoa, Chordata, Actinopteri, Cypriniformes, Danionidae.
CAGAUUUGAUCUCAGAGCACAGAAAGAAACACACUACAGACCUGCAAGAUCAACACUGAAGGAACUCUUUGGAUAUUUUCUCCAAGAUGAGGAAAAUAAUCUUUCUGGUUUUCAUCUCAUCAGCAACAGUACACCUCACAGAAGCAGAAGAAGCUCCUCUGAAGCAGGAUGAAGAUUUCCUGGAGCCUGAUUCAGUCUUGCUGGAGCCUGAAACAACAGAGGAGUACAAACACACAGAAGAGGCAUCAGUGCUGUUGGAGGAACCAGAGCUAAAUGCAGAUUAUCUGACUGAAGAAGCGCCAGAGACAGAUCUACAGUCAAAAACCCUGCUGAACACAAAUCUCAAACCUGUGGAGGAACCUGUAGAUGAACCUGUGGAGGAACCUGUAGAGUUCCAGUCUGAAGUUCAUAUGCAGGUGGAAUCUGAAAAUGUGUUAAAGGAGGAGCCCACACUUCAAGCUGACUAUAUAGUGGUUGAAGAACCAGAAGUAGAAAUGAAUCCUCCUGGCAGGAAACAGCGAACGGCGUUACAAAAAGGUAGGCGCCAUUGUAGAGGAUUCACCAUACAGUACACAUGUUACGAGUUCUUCACAAGAAAGCUCAAUGCCAGGGAUGCUGAGUUACAAUGCCAAAAAGUCUGUCCUAAUGGUCAUCUGGCCUCCGUGACAAGCAGCUUUAUUCGUGCUGAAAUCUAUAAUCUAAUGGACCGGUACGGCAGCCGCUCUGAUACAUGGCUUGGAGGAAGGAGAAUCAUUGGUACAAAUACUUUUACAUGGUUGGAUGGAGAGCCCUGGACCUACAAUGGCUUUUUUUCUGGAGAGCCAAAUAAUCUGGGUGGAAAUGAGGAUUGCAUUGAGAUACUAUAUCGAGUGGGGUUCAAUGACGUAGCGUGCUUUCUAACAAGACCAUUCGUCUGUUCCUGUCCAGUUUAGACAGCAAGAAGAUUCACCAAAACAAAGUGUUUCUCAACCACGUUCCUAAGAGACCACCAGCUCUGCACAUUUCCAUGUCUCCUUAACCAAACACACCUGAUUCAGAUCAUCAGCUCAUUAGCAGAGACUGAAACACCUGUAAUAGGUGUGACCGACAAAGGAGACUUCCAAAACAUGUAGUGCUGGUGGUCCUCCAGGAACGUGGUUGAGAAACACUGACCUAACCCACUACACAGACACUUUUGUAAAGUGCAAAGUGUAACCUUGGAAGAAAUGUAUUAAAUGUAUUAAAAAUAAUAAUUAAUUAUACAAUAUAAGUUAUUCAAUCAGUUUAUAUUAAAUUUGCCAUGGUUUACAUUAAUAUUAAUAAUAAAAACAUACAUUUUAUGAACAACAACUGAUACAUUAAUCAGGUUAAUAUAGCGUUCUUUAAGUGAUUUUUUUUACUCAAUAAAAUCAUUCUGUACAUCCCUUCUCCUAUGUUGAAAUAAAGCUGUAAAAUGGCAUUAAAUAAAAUGGACUUUUAUUGCCAUA